AUGGCACGCAACAGCCGCCAGCACAAGAUCCUAUCAAUACCAGCAAGCCUGCCAUUUCUUCAGCAGCAAAAUCUUCUCCCUUUUUUCAGGCCCGGUGGCGAUGGUAAACAACUUUCGACAUGGUUUUGGCACUCCUGGGCAGCUUCAAGGUCACGAAAUGCGCACUACACCAACGCAACUUUCUACGCCGCUAGUUCCACAGCAACAUCUAUCGGCGUCGAUGGCUAG
This is a messenger RNA of Peronospora belbahrii, 228 nucleotides long. The record is from the annotation of a GenBank genome assembly. NCBI's taxonomy places the organism in Eukaryota, Oomycota, Peronosporomycetes, Peronosporales, Peronosporaceae.